CAUAAAUCCACGUCCAUUCCCACCCCAUUUGACUUCUCUCUCUCUCUCUCUCUCUCUUCCUCUCCAAUACUGUUUGACCCAGAGUUGUGGUAGUUGAACGGGCAGACGGCAGACCCCAUUUGACCAGACCCCCCCGCCAAGUUCCUAACCCACCUAGUCCUAAAUCUAAGCUCUAGCUCUUUCUCUUCUAAAAUUUGGCUUAAUAUUCAGAGACUUAAUUUUGUCUUUUAACAUCUAAGAGGAAGAAGAAGAAGAUGAACGAUCUUUUUUCCGGCUCCUUCUCUCGCUUCCGAGGCGAGCAACCAUCCCCGGACCACCAUGUCAUCGAGAUGUCCUCCACCGCGCCCGGCUCCACCGGCGUCAAUCUCAACAAGUUCUUCGAGGACGUGGAGGCCGUCAAGGACGAGCUCAAGGAGCUGGAACGCCUCAACCAGGCCCUCCGGAGCGCCCACGAGCAGAGCCUCACCCUCCACAACGCCAAGGCCGUCAAGGACCACCGCUCCCGCAUGGAUGCCGACGUCUCCCUCGCCCUCAAGAAGGCCAAGCUCGUCAAGGUCAAGCUCGAGGCCCUCGACCGCUCCAACGCCGCCAACCGGAGCCUCCCCGGAUGCGGACCCGGUUCCUCGUCGGACCGGACCCGCACCUCCGUCGUGAACGGGCUCAGGAAGAAGCUCAAGGACUCCAUGGACAGCUUCAAUAGCCUGAGGCAGCAGAUCUCGUCCGAGUACCGGGAGACCGUACAGCGGAGGUACUUCACCGUCACCGGUGAAAAUCCCGAUGAAAAGACCGUUGACCUUCUCAUCUCUACAGGUGAGAGUGAGACAUUCUUGCAAAGAGCCAUUCAAGAGCAAGGCAGGGGUAGAGUUUUGGACACCAUACAAGAGAUUCAAGAGAGGCACGAUGCCGUGAAGGAGAUAGAGAAGAAUCUGAAAGAGCUACACCAGGUGUUCCUGGACAUGGCCGUCUUGGUCGAGGCCCAAGGCGAGCAAUUAGACGACAUCGAGAGCCAUGUGGGCAGAGCUAAUUCGUUCGUGAGGGGCGGAACCCAGCAGUUGCAGACUGCCAGGGUACACCAGAAGAACACCCGGAAAUGGACCUGUUAUGCUAUCAUACUUUUGCUGGUGAUCAUAUUGUUUGUGGUGCUUUUUACAGUCAAGCCGUGGCAGAACAACAGCAGCGGCGGUGGCGGUGGCGGUGGCAGCAACAAUACUACUCCUACUACUCCUCCCCCUCCUCCUGCUGGAGGAUAGCGCGCUGCGCUUCAACACAUUAUAGUUCAUGCUUUAUUGUAGUAUGAGACUUGACCUCCUCGUUUUUUUUUUUUUUUUUUUUAAAUUUAUUUAUAAGAUUUUGAAUUUGUUGGGGUUGAGGUUCGAUAGGCCUAGUUCAUUGUAUCAUUUAGAGCUAUUGAUAUGAAGCUACCUAGGAGAGCAUUGUACAUUGUCUAUUUGAUGGUAGGCAGGGCCAAUCUUGUUCGUGGCACAAAAGAAUGAAAUGUGGCUAGGUCUCAUUGAGGUUGUCUCACCCCUUUGAUGAUACAUUCAUUUUCCUGUAAUUAGGUUUUUUCGGUGGCUUAGUUGUAUCUUGUUGCUUGGUUGCCAUGUGUAUUCUUUAUGGGAUCCUCUCCCUUUCUAUAUGCAUCUAUUUUAUUUAUUUUUUGACAA
Alnus glutinosa is the source of this 1664-nucleotide messenger RNA. RefSeq names its product syntaxin-121-like. Gene Ontology annotation, molecular function: SNAP receptor activity; SNARE binding. Gene Ontology annotation, cellular component: SNARE complex; plasma membrane; endomembrane system. The transcript is spliced from 2 exons. The record is from RefSeq and is a predicted model, not a curated record. Gene Ontology annotation, biological process: exocytosis; intracellular protein transport; vesicle fusion. Lineage: Eukaryota; Viridiplantae; Streptophyta; Magnoliopsida; Fagales; Betulaceae. The coding region runs from base 255 to 1250 and encodes 331 amino acids.